UUAAGUUCUGCGGUAAAGAGUGUGAUCAUGUGUAAAUAGAUGUAAUUAGAUCGUAAUAAACGAACAACAAAAACAUACAAAGGUUCCAUGAUUUUCUAAAAAUCUGUGCCCAAGUAUAGGCAAAACUACCACUGGAUCGUAUGCAUCGCGUCGCGCGUCCCAAUCUUAUCUGUCAACUGGGUUGACGUGUGUUUUCGUGUGGCCAUAAGUCAAGUUGCGUGCUCCAGCAGCUGUUAACUGGUCCUGGAGUUUUUUUUACGAUUUAGCUUAAACAAAAUCAGCCAUAAUGGUUUUGGCAGAUUUGGGUCGCAAAAUCACAUCGGCAUUGCGCUCGUUGAGCAAUGCCACCAUCAUCAACGAGGAGGUGCUAAAUUCCAUGCUAAAAGACAUAUGCGCGGCGUUACUCGAAGCUGACGUUAAUAUAAGGCUAGUGAAAAGUUUGAGAGAAAAUGUUCGCACGGUCAUUGACUUUGAUGAUAUGGCUGGAGGUCUCAACAAGAGACGAAUGAUACAGAGUGCCGUUUUCAAGGAACUCGUCAAACUCAUAGAUCCUGGAGUUAAAGCAUAUCAGCCAAUCAAAGGUCGACCAAAUGUUAUUAUGUUUGUUGGUUUACAAGGUUCGGGCAAAACAACGACAUGCACAAAGUUAGCAUAUCACUAUUUGAAGAAAAAUUGGAAAGCUUGUCUGGUUUGCGCCGAUACGUUUCGUGCUGGUGCUUACGAUCAAAUCAAACAAAAUGCCACAAAAGCGAGGAUACCAUUUUAUGGAAGUUACACAGAAGUUGAUCCUGUAGUGAUAGCUCAAGAUGGUGUGGAUAUGUUUAAAAAGGAAGGAUACGAAAUAAUUAUUGUUGAUACAAGUGGUAGACACAAGCAAGAGGAGUCUUUGUUUGAAGAAAUGUUACAAGUGUCAAACGCCAUUCAACCAGACAACAUUAUAUUCGUGAUGGAUGCAACAAUAGGUCAAGCUUGUGAAUCACAAGCCAAAGCUUUUAAAGAACGUGUAAAUGUAGGCUCUAUUAUUAUUACUAAGUUAGAUGGUCAUGCCAAGGGUGGUGGAGCACUUUCUGCAGUUGCUGCUACGCGUAGUCCAGUUAUUUUUGUGGGAACAGGAGAGCACAUUGACGAUCUCGAGCCAUUUAAAACAAAGCCAUUCAUCAGUAAAUUAUUAGGUAUGGGAGACAUUGAAGGGUUGAUUGAUAAAGUCAAUGAACUCAAUUUGGAUGACAAUGAAGAAUUAUUAGAGAAAAUUAAACAUGGACAGUUCACACUACGUGAUAUGUAUGAACAAUUUCAAAAUAUCAUGAAAAUGGGUCCAUUUUCACAAAUUAUGGGUAUGAUACCGGGGUUUAGUCAAGAUUUUAUGUCCAAAGGAACCGAGCAAGAAUCAAUGGCUCGUCUUAAAAAGUUAAUGACUAUCAUGGACAGCAUGAAUGAUUCAGAGUUGGAUAGCAGAGAUGGCGCAAAACUGUUUAGUAAACAGCCAGGUCGAAUCGCAAGAGUGGCUCGAGGAUCUGGUGUUACAGAGAAAGAUGUUAAAGAUCUGAUAACUCAGUAUACCAAGUUUGCAGCGGUAGUGAAAAAAAUGGGUGGAAUCAAAGGCUUAUUCAAAGGUGGCGACAUGACUAAGAAUGUCAACUCUGUUCAAAUGGCAAAACUUAAUCAACAAAUGGCAAGAAUGAUGGAUCCACGUGUUCUGCAUCAAAUGGGAGGUUUUGGUGGACAAUCUUAAGAAAACCAAUAUUUUACUGACGUUAGGAAGUGCUUGUCGAUCGAUUUAUCAGGAACAAUUGAAUCCUAUAUUGUAUUCUGUAAAAGUUGAAAAUAUAAAUUUAUACACAUAAAAUAUAAAUAGCAACUAGUAUGUAAACAGAUUAAAUGGAUGGAAGAACGAAUGAUACUUUUAUAUUAUA
This is a messenger RNA of Copidosoma floridanum, 1913 nucleotides long. RefSeq names its product signal recognition particle 54k (gene Srp54k). Gene Ontology annotation, biological process: SRP-dependent cotranslational protein targeting to membrane, translocation; SRP-dependent cotranslational protein targeting to membrane. Gene Ontology annotation, cellular component: cytosol; signal recognition particle, endoplasmic reticulum targeting. NCBI's taxonomy places the organism in Eukaryota, Metazoa, Arthropoda, Insecta, Hymenoptera, Encyrtidae. Gene Ontology annotation, molecular function: ATP hydrolysis activity; GTP binding; 7S RNA binding. The record is from RefSeq and is a predicted model, not a curated record.